Acytostelium subglobosum LB1 is the source of this 1365-nucleotide messenger RNA. RefSeq lists its product as hypothetical. The record is from RefSeq and is a predicted model, not a curated record. The transcript has a single exon. NCBI's taxonomy places the organism in Eukaryota, Evosea, Eumycetozoa, Acytosteliales, Acytosteliaceae. Bases 1 to 1365 code for a protein of 454 amino acids.
AUGUUCCACGACUUUAUCGGCAAUACUGCAGCCAAUGGAUUCUCAACGAUAGACUCCAUCUUUGCAAAGGACGAGACAUCAUGUGAUGUGAAUACAGACUCCAGCUCAUAUUGGUUCCCCUCGCUAAAGAUCAAGGGCUACCUUAUCCGUCCAAGCUACGCCAAGAUCUACUACCAGGCCAACAACUCGGCCGAGUUCCCCGUGACCAACAUGCCCAAGGGUCUACAACUGAUCGCUGGAAGCCCGAAAUCCAACUCGACCACCGGUCCCUCGCGCGGCGUCUCUUACGCCUGCUCCUCGUCAACCUGGUCGCGUGUUCCCCUCAAGACCUGCCUGCACUCGGUCAAUCAGACUUUCUCACAGAUGAACAUCAACCUCGUGUUCCCCAACUGCUGGGACGGCUUCACCAUCAGACCCAACUUCACGUACAAGAACGCCGUGUACGAGGACCCCGACGUCGAGGGCAAGUGUCCACCCGAGUACCCCCACCGCAUCGCGCGUCUCAACAUGCACAUCGCCUACUACUUCAACGAGACCGACCUGAGCGAUGCCCAGCUGUCGCUCAACCCUACUAUGGACGCCAACGGCACCUGGUCCUACCCAUGGGCCGACCUCUUCUCGGCGCACGGCGACUUCUUCAAUGGCUGGCACGAGGAGUCGAUGAAGUUCAUGACUGAUGAAUGUUUGAAUGGCAAUGUGCUGUGCGGCAAUGAUCUCCCUCGUGUGUAUGGUCCCGUUGACACCACAUACACGUCCACCCUUGGUGCCAAGAAGGUCACAGGCGACAUCCUCAAGGUGACCAACAGCAGUGCGAUGUUCAUCAAGCUGACCAUCCCCGAGCGCAGCAAGACCACCAGCUGGUCGUUUGUCGGCCUCCAGGUGUACAGCCAGAACAACAAUGAGAACGCCUCGGCCACCUUUGUCAACUCGUACACCACUACCGCCGACGUCUUUAACAGCGACAACCCAACCUGUCUGUACAAGUCGAGGAGUGGAGCCAUCUACUUGGACGGUAAGCCCGGCUACCGUUCAAUCAACAUCACUCAGCUGGUAGUGAACGCUACUGCUGCCGGUCAGAAGGAGUUGUACCUUUGUUUGAGGGGACCAGAUGGAGUGAACGAAUAUUCUAUCCAAUCCACUACAAGCAAUCUGGCGCCACGUCUAAUGUUCAUGGAUCCAGGCAGAGACGUCAAGGAGGCACCAUUGCCAGGAAAUGUGCCAAUCUUAUAUGUCCCACCAUCCCAGCCACCACCUCCAUUGACAACCACAACUACCACUACCACUGGUCCAAGUUCUGGAACUCAACUCACUCCAUCAAUCAUUAUUCUUGCCAUGUUGUUAUUGUUGGUACAAAUCAUGUUCUAA